ACUAAAUACUUUUGUUUCAUACUAAUGGAUAAUGUCCUGGGCUCAAACGUUGGGGUAGCUGUUGGCCGUACAUCCUGUAGUACAGCUCUAAGCGCAGGCGUCUCUGUAGUCAUGGAAACGGCACCACGCACUCCAACAAAACUCUCCUGCGUGUGUUUUUUGGAAGCACCGAGUGUUUCAUUUUAAUUAUUGUUUUAAUAAUUGAAAUGAUUCCCCCAGUCGACUCGCUACUGAAGUACGACAAUCCUGUUCUGGUGAGCAGGAACACAGAAAAGAAAUCAUUCAAGGCCAGGAACUUGAAAGCAAGCCUCCAGUUGCCCGCUGUAACUGGGCCAGUCCCCCCAAAACCUAGGAGCCCCACCGUUGAUUCUAACAGGCAGCAAACCGAGGAGGUACUGGACAUCAUCCUGCCGCCCAGGGAAUGGACGGAGAAUGACCAACUGUGGAUCCAGCGGGUUUCCAGUGCACCCUGCACACGCGUGGAUGUGAUACACCUCCAGGAACAGCUGGACCUGAAGCUACAGCAGAGGCAGGCUCGGGAGACGGGCAUUUGUCCCGUCCGCAGACAGCUGUACUCCCAGUGCUUUGAUGAGCUGAUCCGACAGGUGACCAUCAACUGCGCCGAGAGGGGUCUUCUCCUGCUUCGUGUCCGGGACGAGAUCCGCAUGACCCUGGCCGCCUACCAAACGCUGUACGAGAGCAGUGUGGCGUUUGGCAUGAGGAAGGCCUUGCAGGGAGAGCAGGGCAAAUCUGAUAUGGAGAAGAAGAUUGAGCAGCUGGAGAAAGAGAAGAAAGAACUGGAGAGGCAGGUGAACGAGCAGCGGGCCAGAUGCGAGGCCGUGGAGAAGCGGGAGGCCGAGCGGCGGCAGGCCGACGAGAAAAAGCACUCAGAGGAGAUCCAGUUCCUCAAACGGGCCAACCAGCAGCUUAAGGCCCUGCUUGAUGGACUGGUAGCUCCAAAAAAUUAAACUGAUCUGAAGCAAAAGGUCUGUCUUUAAUUCCACCAGCCACUGUUUACAUUUCAAAUAAAUCAGAACAUCAUACAACGUUCAGUUUCCACUUCCUGUUAAUAAAUGAGGCAUGUUUUUUUCUCCA
Brienomyrus brachyistius is the source of this 1095-nucleotide messenger RNA. RefSeq names its product dynein, axonemal, light intermediate chain 1 (gene dnali1). The record is from RefSeq and is a predicted model, not a curated record. Gene Ontology annotation, cellular component: filopodium; axoneme. The transcript is spliced from 6 exons. Gene Ontology annotation, molecular function: dynein heavy chain binding. Lineage: Eukaryota; Metazoa; Chordata; Actinopteri; Osteoglossiformes; Mormyridae. Bases 207 to 968 code for a protein of 253 amino acids.